AUGUCCACCAACAGAAAGGCGAUCGGGAAGCGAGACAAGAAAGAGCUCACACCCUUGUUGACUGUUGACCUGCCGACGGGCUCGCCCGAGCCCACCAAAUCCAUCGACACACUAACCAUGGCAGAAGAGACGACCAUGCAUCCGUCUCUUCCAAAGGAGACCAUUUCACAGUACACUCUGAGCGUCAUACCUCAGCUCGGAGUGGACAUAAUGGAAAUGGAGGACGCCAUCCGUAACAUCCAGAGCCCUUGCCAGAACGUCUUGUGGAGCUCGUUCGAGAAGCAGAACAACAACAAAAGGCGCAGCGGCGCAGCGAGCACCACCGCCAACAGAAGCGGUGCGGCGCCCAGAGAGACGCUAGAGAUCAAAGUGAUCUACAACGACUGCAGCCGCCACAAGACCGCACCGUACUCAUGCCGGAAGAACAGGCGGGAGUACGGGGCCAAACACGGGAGCGUGCCCCUCCACAGCAAGACGAUGAAGAUCGGGGACGUCCUGGAUCAUGUCCGAGGCAUGGCCAGCCUCGUUGCGGCUUGCGAGGUGGUGGCGAACAGGAGCUGGGCCCUGAAUGCAGUCUCUCACGGGGGCAUGUGGGGCCGUUGA
Molecule: messenger RNA, 603 nt
Organism: Diaporthe amygdali
Lineage: Eukaryota; Fungi; Ascomycota; Sordariomycetes; Diaporthales; Diaporthaceae
Exons: 1
Coding region: 1-603 (200 amino acids)
Source: RefSeq, a predicted model, not a curated record